CUAUUAGUAGUAGCGUACUUGGUAGAGGGCAUCUUUUUUUUCCCUUCUAAAUGCAGUAUAUUCAUGGAUUUCAAUACGAACCAUGUUUCUGGUCAAAAGAUACUGACUUCGACCCUCUCUAUUCCUUGACCCAUACAUCGAGGGUGAGUAGCUUCAGCAUCGUGCGAUAGUAGAUGGUACGCAACUGUCUAUUACACAGACCUCGAGUACAACACCAGACCAAGACCAUGGGUUAGCAUCGUCGAAUGACCGUGAAUCUUGUCGCAUCUCUUCUGCUCUUUCGUGCUAUAGCCUGAGCCCGCCCGUCGAACUGGUCGAACUGGGACACAAAGCCGAGUGCUUGAGAGAAUGCUAUAUCUCACUGGCUCUCGUCGCUUCCAUCCAUCACUCCAGCCUUGACUAACCCACCGCCGAAUACCGCUGCCGAAUACCGACACGGCCCCUGAAAUAUGUUGCCCUCGUCUGUCCUGACCCGCCUCGGCCUCGGCCCCGUUCCUCGCCGGCUUUGCGUACGACGAGCGACAACAGCUCCGCCUUCGCCUUUGUCUGCGUCUGCGUCUUUGCUUCGGCCAUUCUCUGCGACCGCCCUUCGCCGCGAGAUCCUCGAUGUCUCGAUCCUGCCUCCUCGCAUCAAACCCAAGUACAAAGAUAGCCCGACCUCGUCGCUGUUAUCGCUGCAAUGGCCCGAGCCUCCGCGAAACAUCCUAAUCAUCCCCAAAUUCCACGCUCCGCAGGUCACUCUGUCCGCUGUCACAUUCGCGAAGCAUGUUCACCAAGAAUACUCCGGCGUUAAUCUUGUCUUUGAACACCGUGUCGCUUCUCAGAUUCACGAGACUCUGCCCUUUCCCAUUUACACCGCAGACCCCUCGGCCAUGCAUGACAAGAUCGAUUUAGUCGCUACGUUGGGCGGCGACGGUACUAUCUUACGCGCCGCCAGCCUCUUCAGUCUUCAUUCGUCCGUGCCUCCCAUGCUGUCUUUCAGUAUGGGUUCUCUAGGUUUCUUGGGCGAAUGGAAAUUCGACGAAUACAAGCGCGCGUGGCGUCAGGUAUAUAUGAGCGGCAGCCGAGUUGCCGUGACCGAUUUGCAGGACCCUCAUACCCAAGCCGCCGCUAACCGUCAGCAUAACGACCAAGACGAUUUACCACUUCACGAUGCUUGGAGUCAUGUACGUGGCAAAUCUAUGGGACUUACUAGGUCGAGUAAAGUCCUCCUCCGACAUCGCCUCAAGGUUGGAGUAUACGAUGCCGAUGGUGUGAAUAUCAACAGCCAGUUGAUGCCCACGUCAACGGCCGAACCCCAGCAGCUUCUCCCUCCGAUGCCAGUGGCAACCAAGACGCCAGACGAACGGGCAGAGCCUAUGAAACGAGCAUUCCACGCAAUCAACGAACUUGUCAUUCAUCGAGGACCUAAUCCUCAUCUCGCCAUCAUCGAUGUCUACGUCAACGGGCGCUUUUUAACCGAGGCCGUAGCAGAUGGGAUAUUAGUUAGCACCCCAACAGGCUCCACGGCUUAUUCGUUGUCUGCCGGCGGCAGUAUAAUGCACCCGCUCGUCAAGGCGCUCCUCAUCACUCCCAUCUGCGCUCGAAGCCUCAGCUUCCGACCUCUCGGCCUGCCCCUAAAUUCCAAGGUCGUUCUCAAGCUGAGUGAGAAGAACCGUGGCAGAGAGCUGGAGGUAAGCAUUGAUGGAAAGCGCAAGAGCGGCGUGACUAUCGGGAUGGAGAUUCGAGUCGAGGGAGAAACGGUGGGCCGGACGACAGACGGCGGCUGGGCUGGAGGUGUCCCCUGUGUCAUCCGGUCUCCAGCGAAUGGGAACCCCACCGAGGAUGAUGACGGAUGGGUUGGGGGUCUUAAUGGCCUGCUUAAGUUCAAUUAUCCUUUUGGAGAAGCCUAGGAGGAGUCUUGGAUCACUAUUUAAAUCUUGCGCGCCAUACCUCGUAGCUCUCUGCCUGUUGCUUUUGGGAUAGCAGCUCAUUGCUAUCGGUUGAGUAACAGUGCAUGCUUGAUACAUUCGCGUUUGGACGCCAUUCAGAACUAGCUUAUUAGGUAUAUCUUUGAUCGCAUUGCAUUUGAUACCCCUGCAUAGUUUUGUACAAGUCCAUUUAGCUAGUGGGAUUCGUUGGAUAGUGUACAACAUCUACUAAGAGAUUAGAGGGUUUGUGGGCGGCCCUCCCUAGUAAAGAGACUUGCUAUUUUGAGACUAAAAAUACGGUAUCGCUGCAGAGCUUUACCGUGGCCUGUUGACUACUAGACAUGGAUGAAGAAAGAUAGCUUUCAUUGUGAGUAUCAUGGAGUCUUAAAAAUACGCGGGUAGCUGCUUGUUAGAAACCUAGAUAUCUAUUCCGCCUACGACAUAUUACCGCGGUAUCCCGAGUGACACAUUCUGUCCUGUAUUAUUUCCUACGUUUUAGAUUCGUAGACGAGGUAGAUUCAUA
Xylaria bambusicola is the source of this 2433-nucleotide messenger RNA. RefSeq names its product ATP-NAD kinase-like domain-containing protein. Lineage: Eukaryota; Fungi; Ascomycota; Sordariomycetes; Xylariales; Xylariaceae. The transcript has a single exon. The coding region runs from base 450 to 1892 and encodes 480 amino acids. The record is from RefSeq and is a predicted model, not a curated record. Gene Ontology annotation, molecular function: NAD+ kinase activity. Gene Ontology annotation, biological process: NAD+ metabolic process; NADP+ biosynthetic process.